Molecule: messenger RNA, 576 nt
Organism: Tripterygium wilfordii
Lineage: Eukaryota; Viridiplantae; Streptophyta; Magnoliopsida; Celastrales; Celastraceae
Exons: 3
Coding region: 66-320 (84 amino acids)
Source: RefSeq, a predicted model, not a curated record
ACCAUAUCACCACCGUUCUGCUCAUACAACCCAACCUGGCUCCUUCUGUUAAGGAAAUAUCGAAGAUGGAAGCACAAAAGGCUGAUCAAAUUGAGAUGCAAGCAAUUGUUGCUUCCCAAAACCCGGCUAUAAAGAAGAGGGACAACGUCACUUUUCUGAAGGAUGUGAAGGAUCACUGUGAGGAGUUCAUCCAUGCUUCUAUGGAUGAACGCAAGUCUUGCUUUAAGCAGAGCAUCCAGAAGAUGUUUGGGACGUCAAAGGUUAGUGCUGAAGAGAUUGAGAGUUCUCUGCAUCGUUGGACAGUCAUUGCAGACUUCUAGGGUAGAGUAUCUUCAGUACUUCUUGUCUGAUAGUUUGAUGCCCAAACUAGAAACAUAUUUCUUUUUCUCUCUUGCAUGUAAAUCCAGAAGUAGUAUGUUAUGAUCAGAAUAUAACAUUUGACAUUUUUCACAUCGAGAUUUCUUGGUUCAUUAAUCAGAUUUGAGUUCGAUUCUGGAUCAGUUGUUGCCAUGCUGAUGAUUUUCUGUGUGAAUGUGUGUAUAUAUUGGCAAAUCUACAAUCUAUGGUUAGUGCAGA